Varroa destructor (honeybee mite) is the source of this 700-nucleotide messenger RNA. RefSeq names its product mitochondrial ribosomal protein L41 (gene mRpL41). Gene Ontology annotation, biological process: translation. Gene Ontology annotation, cellular component: mitochondrial large ribosomal subunit. Gene Ontology annotation, molecular function: structural constituent of ribosome. The record is from RefSeq and is a predicted model, not a curated record. Lineage: Eukaryota; Metazoa; Arthropoda; Arachnida; Mesostigmata; Varroidae.
UUUCUGCGCGAGUGUUCCGAUCAUUAACAGAUAAACACUAGGGCUGGGUGGUGGAACGCCUUUUCAGUCUUGCUGAUUGUACAGCGUCACCAUUCUCGCAUUGGAUACAAAUUGUAUGCAGUGUUUUUAGGUGGAAAAGAAGACCGAAAAACAGGUCAUACAAAAAUGACCGGACUCACAGUUGUUCGGGGGAUAUGCACGUCGACGGCUCGUCUUGGCAGAAAGAAUUUUCGCAAAUUCUGGAUACCAAACUCGAAACGCGGUUUGAUCCAUGAUCGAGAGAACCCAGAUCUUGAAGAUGAAUCAUACGGUCAGCGAAUGCCCUUUCUUUACGGGACAAAACAGAUCGAACCGGAGUUAAUCCCUGAGAUUAUCGUUCCGAACCUUGACGGUUUCAAACUUAAGCCCUACGUAUCGUACAACGUUCCCGAUGUCGUGCAAAGUGCGUUUACCGCCGAGGACCUGUUUGAGGCUAUCUAUACAGAAAAAAUCGAGAUUGAUUAUCUCAAUGGGAAAUUAGAUGCUGAUGGCAAUUCCCUGGAGCCGUCCGAAGAGGAAAAGCAAACCCGUGAAGAAGCUUGGGCGAAGGCCAAAAAAACCGGGUCAGACCUUUUUGGUUGACGUGCGAAUUUAUUUAUUAAACAGAAAAAUGUUGAUUUAUAGACAAGUUGCAAUGUAUUUUUUGACGAUUAUUAAUAAA